This is a messenger RNA of Cladocopium goreaui, 692 nucleotides long. Lineage: Eukaryota; Dinophyceae; Suessiales; Symbiodiniaceae. The record is from the annotation of a GenBank genome assembly.
AGCCAUCCAGAGCAGUGGGCCGAGCAAACCAUGGAGCAUGGCCAUUCGGAAGCAUUGACGCUUCUGCCUUCAAAGAUGCCAUUGCAACAGCUGGCGCAGCUCAAUGGGCUUUGUAGGCCCUUGCGGCAGGCCUGCUGCGGCCUGCUUGCCGCAAAGCUCCAGGCUAUUCACCAGGUUUUCGAUGAGUUGAUCCUUCACGCCGAAGUCACCUUUGUUUGGCUUGUGGAAGAGGCUCAGUUCGAAGAGCUUCCAAAUUUGCUGCUAGAUUUUGCCAAGGUCGCUAGAGAAGGGGCUACAAAGAUCCUGGCCAUUUUGGAAGAGAGCAUUGCAAUUGAGGGAUUUGCCAAGGAUGAUUCAGGUGGCCAUGACUUGGUCGGAGAAUUUCGAACGAUUCAGGCCAUCGCAAUGGCAAGUACAAAGUUGAGCCCCCGUUUGAAAGCCCGAGGAAUCCUUCGCCGAAGCUUGAGACUUCAGAGACUUGUGGAAGGUCAUGGCAACUCAGAGGUGUCAGAUGUCAACUGAUAUUCCAGGUUUAUUUGUAGCUGAUAGUUGGUCGGUUGCUCCAGUCAGCUGCUCUCUCGUCUUCCAUGCAGCCACAAACCUGGUCACUCCCCUUGCUCCGCUGUUGCUACCGGACUUUGAAGGCAUUCCAAAGUGAGCUGCCCUGGCACCAGUUGACAAAGGAUGGAAAA